CAACAAAUUCUUUGUCCAUCCAAACACUUUCAUGCAGUUUGUCAUGUUAACAAGAAAUCGCAAAGCCUUUCAUCCUAAAGAAUUUCAUGUGUUGUAAAAUCUUCCUUCUUCAUGUAACAAUUUCGUAAGCCAAAUAAUCAUGACAAUCCAAUUAAUAUGCAAAUUAAUCAAUGACAUCAUCUGGCGCUUUCUGGAGACUUUUUGAGCGUGCUCUAGCUACUUUCCCAUGGAAAGAGUUAGCAGCACUGGCACUUUGUAUGAAACAGAAAGUAGUGCACUUUUACUGUCACUUUAGCUUCUCCUGUAGGAAACGAGAACUCGCCUGCCUCCUGAACUCGAACUUUGCACCAGGAAGUGUUAGAUGAACUCUACAGAAGUCAGCUUUGAUGUACGCAAACAUUCAUUCUGAUUGCAUUAGUUUAGUAUUUUUGUGAAGGAUAAUGGAUGUUCAGAAGUAUUUAUUGCGCAUCGGCUGCUCUGUGUCGUGUUCGUGCUCUCCGACGCUGGAGACUUUGCGCUCGGUUCAUCUCCAGCACUUGCUCGCGGUGCCUUUUGAAGAUCUCACCAUCCACACCGGAGAGCGCGUGAGCCUCGAGCUCCCGCUGCUCUACGACAAAAUCGUUUUAAAAAGACGCGGCGGAUUUUGCUACGAGAACAACGGGCUUUUUUCCUGGCUCUUGUCUCAGCUCGGGUUUGAAGUCGAGAUUCUGUCUGCUCAGGUGAAGAAUCGGUUCACCGGCGCUUACGGACCUCCGUUUGACCACCUGAUCAUGAAGGUGACCCUGAACGGGCAAAGGUGGCUCUGUGAUGUGGGCUUCGGGGCCGGUUUCCAGCUCCCUCUUUCCCUCGAGACGGACAGUCCUCAGACUCAGAGUCAUGGCGUGUACCGGGUUCGAGUUCACGGAAAUCUGCUUUUUAUGGAAACACAGUCAGAGAGUGAUGCAUCAUGGGUGGAGCUGUACAAGUUCACACUUCAGCCAUGUCAGAGAGAGGACUUUAAAGCUAUGUGUGAUUACCAUCAGAGCUCCAUGAGCUCCAUCUUCUUCUGCAAGUCCCUCUGCUCCCUCCUACUACCAAACGGAAGGAUUACUCUAAUGGGCCGCAAGCUGAUUAUCACCCACCUGGCCAGUGAAGAUGGACCACCAGUGAAGGCCAUCGAAACAGAUCUUACUGAUGAAGAAAUCACUGAGAUACUGAGGGAGAAGUUUGGAAUAGUGCUGAUGUCUCCACUGAUUACUAAAGAUAUUGACAUUGUGCUCCCAUCAGUGAACUAUUAGAGUGAUACACUAUAUGGCCAAAAGUAUGUGGACA
This is a messenger RNA of Ictalurus furcatus (blue catfish), 1311 nucleotides long. Its product is annotated as arylamine N-acetyltransferase, pineal gland isozyme NAT-3-like. Gene Ontology annotation, molecular function: acetyltransferase activity. The coding region runs from base 441 to 1277 and encodes 278 amino acids. The record is from RefSeq and is a predicted model, not a curated record. NCBI's taxonomy places the organism in Eukaryota, Metazoa, Chordata, Actinopteri, Siluriformes, Ictaluridae. The transcript has a single exon.